Messenger RNA from Anolis sagrei ordinatus, 3244 nucleotides. It is a transcript of the gene TMEM221, whose product is annotated as transmembrane protein 221. Lineage: Eukaryota; Metazoa; Chordata; Lepidosauria; Squamata; Anolidae. The record is from RefSeq and is a predicted model, not a curated record.
CAUUCCAUCCCCAGCCUCCCUCCCUGCCCGGUCCGGCCAUGGCCUCGUCCUCCUCCUCCUCCUCGCAGUACGCCCCCCGGGCCCUGGGCGCGCUGAGCCUGCUGGGCACGGGCUCGGGGCUGGUCUCGGUGCUGGGCUCGCUGCUGCUCUUCCAGGCGCGGGCCGGGGUCCUCCCUCCGGGCCCCUCGCCCGCCUCCCUUGCCCUCCCCGAAGCCUCCCGCCGGGCGCUGCUCUCGCUCUCGGCCGUGGGCGCCGCGCUCUGCCUCGCCCUCAGCCUGGCCUGCCUCCUCCUCGCCCUCCUCCACUCCUACUGCGCCGCAGAGCGAUGCGCCCCCCAGCCAGAACCCCACCCGGGGCCCCACAGCAGUGACCGGUUUCUUCUGGACAGCCGGAAAGUCCGUCAUGUCGCCGUGGGUCUCUUCUGCUGCGCGGUCUCCGUCUACCUGGCAGCACUCUCCAUGUACAUGCUGGUGCUGUUUGAGCUGGAGACAGGUGUCGCCGGGGCCUGCAUCUUAUCCUCGGGUGUUGUGGUCCUCAUCCUCACUGUCACCCACGUCCUGAUCCGGGCCUCCCGGGCUUCCCGGCACAUCCACCUGCCGCAUGCUUUGUACGAAAAUGGCUCUGCUGGCCUCGAUUUGCCUCUGCCCGCCGCCCACCUCAACAAUGCCAGGGAGAUGUGCUUGACUGGCUCAACCUGCAGUGGUGGCAAGGCCCCCUCAUCCAGUGGCCUUGGCCCGGCCUCCGAGGAGGACUGCUAUGCUGCACCCCGGAUGCACCGGACCCUCUCGGCUGACUCGGCCCUCCUGGCGGUGCAGGGCAAGCCCUGGAACAGUGUGGCGCAGGAAAUGAAGAAUGCCCUCGCUCGCAAACCGGCCAGCUCCGGGAAGGACUCCACAUUGGUGUGAGGAACAGGGGCCGAAUCAAACUGCCCUGGCUCAAGGCUACGGGAUCACAGGAGUUAUCAUUUGACCGGAAGUGCCUCUUCCCCAUAGAAUUACCACUUGCUCAAUGCUAUGGGAUCCUGGGAGUUAUAGUUUGACUGGAGGUGCCUCUGCCCCGUAGAAUUACCACUUGUUCAAUGCUGUGCGAUCCUGGGAGUUGUAGUUUGACUGGAGGGGCAUCUUCCCCAUGGAAUUAUCACUUGCUCAGUGCUAUGGGAUCCCGAGAGGUGCAGUUUGAUUGGGGGUCCAUCUGUCCUGUAGAAUCACCACUUGCUUAAUGCUAUGGGAUCAUGAAAGUUUUAGUUUGACUGGAGGUGCUUCUUUCCCAUAGAAUUACCACUUGCUCAAUGCUAUGGGAUCCUGGGAGUUGUAGUUUGAUCAGACGUGCCUUUGCCCUGUAGAAUUACCACUUGAACUGCCCUGGCUCAAUGUUAUGGGAUCCGGGGAUAUGUAGUUUGACCAGAGGUGCCUCUGCUCCAUAGAAUUGCCAAUUGCUCAAUGCUGUGUGAUCCUGGGAGAUGUAGUUCAACUAAAUGUGCCUCUGCCCCAUAGCAUUACCACUGGAACUGCCCCUGACUCAAUGCUAUGGUAUCAUGGGAGUUGUAGUUUGAAUGGAGGUGCUCCGCCCUGUAGAAUUAUAACUUGCUCAAUGUUAUGGGAUCCUGGGAGCUGUAGUUUGACUGGAGGUGCCUCUUCCCUGUAGAAUGUGCAUUGCAACUGCCCUAGCUCAAUGCUGCAGGAUCCUUGGAGUUGUAGUUUGAAUUGAGGGGCAUCUUCCCUGUAGAAUUACCACUUGCUCAAUUCUGUGCUAGAAUUACCACUUGCUCAAUGCUAAAAGUGCCUGUAGAAUUACCACUCAAACUGCCCUGGAGUCCUGUGAGUUGUAGUUUGGCAGUCUUAAUUAGAGAAGGCUAAAAUCCUUGGAUAAAUAAAGUACAAAUACAUGGAGUCUCUGGGUCCGAAGCUGCUUCGGACAUACAUUUGACCAAUCAUGGAUGAUGCACAAUAUAUACUUUUGUUCCAAUCCAGCAAGAAGGAAGGAAGGAAAGAAAGAGAAAAAGAAGGGAGGGAGGGAGGAAAAAAAAGAAAGAAAAGGGAAGCAAGAGAAAGGAAAGGAGAGAAGGUAUGAAGGGAGGGAAGGAAGGAAAGAAAAACAAAGAAGGGAAGGGGGGAAGACAAGGAGAGACAGAAGAGAUACCUGUAUAACACAAAGCAGUACUUUCUCUGUCCCUCAGGAACUAUGGAAACCUGAUUUAGGUCUCCAUGGUAGCCCUCUAGAGCAGGCAUGGGCAAACUUUGGCCCUCCAGGUGUUUUGGAUUUCAACUCCCACAAUUCCUAACAGCCAGUAGGAAUAGAUAAAUAUAUAGCAUGUAUAGAUAGACAGACUAUAUGUAUAUGUGUGUGUGUGUGUAUUUAUAUACAUACACACACAUAUAUGUUGUUGUUGUUCAUUCAUUCAGUUGUUUCUGACUCUUUGUGACCUCAUGGACCAUCCCACGCCAGAGCGCCCUAUCAACUGUCACCUCCCCCAGCUCCUUCAGAGUCAAGCCAGUCACUUCUAGGAUACCAUCCAUCCAUCUUGCCCUUGGUCGUCCCCUCUUCCUUUUUCCUUCCAUUUUUCCCAGCAUAAUUGUCUUCUCUUAGCUUUCCUUUCUUCUCAUGAUGUGGCCAAAGUACUUCAUCUUUGCCUCUGCUAUCCUUCCCUCCAGUGAGCAGUGGGGUCUUUAUUUCCUCGUGUAUAACUUGAGCAUAAUCUGAGGCUGUUUGACCACACAUAUCAAUUUUUCAUCCUUGGAGUGCAAUCCAUCAGAGGGUCUGGGGGAAAAAUACUGGAGGUCUUUGGGGGGGGGGGAAUUCACCUUGAUUUGGGGGAGUUGUUGUUCACUGAUCACCGAGAACUCAAGCACCAAUGGAUCUAGACCAAACUUGGUACACUUAUCUGAUAUGCCAAAAUUUGAUUACUGGAGGGGUUUGGGGGGAACUGACCUACCUUUCUGGGAGUUGUAGUUCAGCCAUAACCAGAGAAACUGUGACCUUCACUGAUGAUGGACUUAGACCAAACUUGGCACACAUGACUAACUCAACCUACUGGAGGGGUUUGAGAGGACUGACUCACCAUAGUGAGAGUUGUUGUUUACCCUACAGCCAGAGAGCACAUUGAAUCCCACCAAUGAUGCAUCUCUAGAGUAAGCUUACUCAACAUAACAAACUUUCAGUUCUGAGUUUUUCAGGGUUAAUGAUGUGAGUUGUAGUUCACCCACAACUAUUAAAAUGUACUAUUAAAAUUGACUUUUAAAAAUUA